AUGUCAGAAGUUGCCAAACCUCCUCCAAAACGCGGUUUUAGAAGAACGCAAGACCGCCAAAAAGGUCGUGUCGAAAAAAUAGCUGGAAAAGAGCCCAAGGUUACCGUAAAUGCUAACAGCCUCGGAUCUCAACAGAACUCUGAGUCUGGAGACGAAGAUCUAUGUGUCGUUUGUGCAGAAACUAUAGUCUAUGCAGCGGUUUCGCCUUGCAAUCACGUAGUUUGCCAUACCUGCGCUUUCAGACAACGGGCUCUGUACGACAAAAAAGCAUGUUUAGUAUGCAGAACAGACGCAGACGUUGUUGUAGUGUGCGGAGAUAAAGAUGCAAGUUUCGAUUCCGUUGCGGGGAAGAAUUUUGCCGAGGUCAACGAGAAGUAUGGGUUAUCCUUCGUAACGGAAAACGCUGCGCGUGCAACGUUGAAUCUGCUGAAAUUCACUUGUCCCUAUGGCGAUACAGGAGACCUCGAUUUUGGGAGCUAUGCGAAGUAUAAUGCACACUUGAAAACCGAACACAACAAAACGCUUUGCAUGAUUUGUGCGUCGCACAAAAAGGCUUUCCCAAGAGAGCUGAAAAUAUACACACCGAAUCAGUUGCGUGUUCAUCAGGCCAAGGGAGACGUCAAAGGAUUUUCUGGCCAUCCUAUGUGCAAAUUCUGCUCGGGACAAAGGUUUUACUCAGAAGAUGAGCUCAAUGUCCACAUGCGUGACAAGCACGAAAGAUGUCAUAUUUGUGACCGCAUAGACUCCUCCAAUCCACAGUAUUUCAAAAACUACGAUCAGCUUUUCGAGCAUUUUAAAGCUGAGCACUAUGUCUGUACCGUUCAAUCAUGCUUGGAUAAUAAGUUUGUCGUGUUUGAGGACGAGCUGGAUCUACAAGCGCAUAUCCUCAAGGAACAUGGCAAUAUGCUGCGCACUAGUGGCACCAACUCCAUGACGAAUGGUGGACGUAGGUACCAGUCACGUUUGUCGACUUUUGAGCAGACAAAUACCUCGAAUACACGAAGCUCAGGGUCCCAGCGGGCGUCUCAGAAGAAGAAUGACGACACGGACUCGCUUGAAAUGAAGAGUAAAAGAAUGCAAGAAAGAGCAAGACACUACUUGAAUUACUCGCAUACUGAUUAUGAACAGUUUCUCGUCAUCAAUGAAGGCUACAAAAACGGGAUGAUCACAGCAGAAGACCUAUUUGAAGCGUACAAAAACCUUUUUCAGUCCGCAGAAGCUAACACAACAUUACUUCUGUAUGACUUUUCCGAGUUAUUCUUCAAAAAUUCAAAAAGUUACAAGGACCUUCGCGCCGUUUACGACAGAGAACAGGAAAAGCAAGAUAGACAAGUAAAUUUUCCAUCGCUCAGCUCAUCAAGUCCGAACUUGCUCGCAGGUAACGUGGUAAGUGGAUCAUGGGGUCGAGCAAGUGGCUCUGCCAAACCAGCUGCUCGCCAGUAUAAUUUCCCGGCUUUGAAAAAGCCAGCCGAAUCAUCGUUUCCCAUGUUGAAGCCCACUCCCGCGUCGUACAAGAAGGUAACCAACGCUAUGCCAAAAGCUAAAACUAUUACAGCAACGCCUUCCGAACAAGCCAGUUCUUACAAACCUACCUAUCUUCAAAGCAAAAAACCUGCAUCGAGUUUCACCACCUCCCUAGAUCGGACGAUGUUCCCACCGCUACCUAAAGCAAAGACUUUCCGCGCUCCAUUGGUAAACGAGUCCAAGAUACCAGACCCUUCGCAGUGGAGUAGAAACUCUCCGAGCUCAUCGAGUGCUCCCCAAACCGCUAAUGGAGGCACUUUAAAUGUUUCAAAUGGCAAAAAGAAGGGCAAACAAAAGCAGCUCUUAUUUCAUAUUGGCAUUUAA
Molecule: messenger RNA, 1848 nt
Organism: Lachancea meyersii CBS 8951
Lineage: Eukaryota; Fungi; Ascomycota; Saccharomycetes; Saccharomycetales; Saccharomycetaceae
Source: the annotation of a GenBank genome assembly